Messenger RNA from Schistocerca gregaria, 4473 nucleotides. It is a transcript of the gene Atg18a, whose product is annotated as WD repeat domain phosphoinositide-interacting protein 2. Gene Ontology annotation, cellular component: extrinsic component of membrane; cytosol; phagophore assembly site membrane. The record is from RefSeq and is a predicted model, not a curated record. Bases 180 to 1538 code for a protein of 452 amino acids. NCBI's taxonomy places the organism in Eukaryota, Metazoa, Arthropoda, Insecta, Orthoptera, Acrididae. Gene Ontology annotation, biological process: protein localization to phagophore assembly site; protein lipidation; nucleophagy. Gene Ontology annotation, molecular function: phosphatidylinositol-3,5-bisphosphate binding; protein binding; phosphatidylinositol-3-phosphate binding. The transcript is spliced from 9 exons.
UGCGCGCUUGCGCAUUUUUACUGCCCCCGCCACUUGGUGCAUUUCAUGGACAAUGUUGGAUGCCCUGCUUCGCGUCAUUUGUUGCUCAAUGGUAAACAACUGCGCGGAGCCAUUGUCAGCUGUUCGUUGUAGUCGAUAUGGAGUGAUCAGACCAAGGUCGUUAAUUUUACGCAAUAUUUAUGCAAAAUUUUGCUAAGAACGUGGAUGUUUUGACGCAAGGCUUAAAAGCUGGCAUAUCAGGACUAAUGAACCUCGCAAGCCAAGGAAGUGAUCCUAAUAGUGGGGUUUUCUUUGUUAAUUUUAACCAAGAUUGCACGUCUCUAGCUGUUGGAACAAAAACUGGUUAUCGUCUAUUUUCCCUCAAUUCGGUUGAUCACUUAGAGCAGAUAUAUGAAAAUGAUGCUGAAGACAUUUGCAUUGUUGAACGGCUCUUCAGUAGUAGCCUGGUUGCGGUUGUCAGCUUGUCGUCCCCCAGGAAGUUGAAAGUGUGCCAUUUCAAGAAGGGAACUGAAAUCUGCAACUACAGUUACUCAAAUACCAUUCUUGCAGUGAAGUUAAACCGCUCUCGACUUGUGGUAUGCCUUGAAGAAUCUCUGUAUAUACAUAAUAUUCGUGAUAUGAAGGUACUACACACAAUACGAGAUACUCCACCUAACCCUUCUGGGCUAUGCACGCUCUCUGUUAACAGUGACUGCUGUUAUUUGGCAUAUCCAGGUUCGAAUACAAUUGGAGAGGUUCAAAUUUUUGAUACCAUCAAUUUGCAUGCAAAGACCAUGAUUCCAGCUCAUGACAGCCCACUAGCAGCAUUAGCAUUUAGUACGUCAGGUACCAAAGUGGCAACUGCAUCCGAGAAAGGGACUGUCAUUAGAGUUUUUUUAGUGAACGAUGGGACAAAGCUCUAUGAAUUUCGGCGUGGAGUGAAACGCUGCGUCAGCAUAUCAAGUCUUGCUUUUUCAAUAGAUUCCAACUUCCUCUGCUGUUCCAGCAAUACUGAAACUGUUCAUGUGUUCAAGCUGGAAGAACAACGAGAAGAAUUGCGACGUGUGCCAUCAGAAAAUCAAGGCUGGAUGGGUUACCUGUCAAAGGCUGUGUCCGCAUCUGCCAAUUAUCUACCGUCGCAAGUAACAACCGUGUUCAGCCAGGGCCGAGCAUUUGCCACCGUUCAUCUUCCUUUCCAGGGACUCAGAAAUGUUUGUGCCAUCACAGUUAUACAAAAAGUCCUGAGGUUGCUUGUUGCUUCUGCAGAUGGUUAUUUGUACGUUUACAAUCUGGACCCAAAUGAAGGUGGUGACUGUACUCUAUUCAAGCAACACAGACUGGAUGGGAAACUGGAGCAGCCAGCAGAACAGGCAGCUGGUGCAACUUGUAUAAGCCCUGAGAAUGCUCACUCUGCUUCCAAACCUGUUACUAAUGCGUCUGCACCACCAGAAUCUGAAAAAUUCCAUGAGAUGGCAGCUGCAACAGAAUCACCCCCAAAAGGUGGUUUUCGAUUUGAUGAUGAAAGUGAAUUUCCACCAGUCACUCAAAAAACAGAAUAGUGAUUGUUCUGUUUAUGAUGCGGCACAUCGACCAAGACCUCUUACAGAGUGUAGAGGCAUUUUCAUUGUACUGUUUACUAUGUGUGUGACACAGUUAUUGCAAGGUGCAUAAGUUCUUUUCCUAAUUCGUGAGGUAUGAAUUAUGUAAAUAACUGGUGCAUACGUACAAGAAUAAACACAAUGAAUGUUACUGAUCUGAGAAGAAGCUGCAAAAGCUUGUUGUGCACAUGCAUUUGAGAUGUGUGUAUCCUCAUAGCUACAUUAUGCAGAGUGGUAGAAUUGAUAUGUUAUUGACUGAAUUCAGUUUACAGAAUUAUAAUCACAUUGUUGGCAAUGGUGGUAUCUUGAAUAGCAGUUGUUUUACAUAUUUUAGAAUUUUGUAUUUGAUAAUUCCAUCAUAUUCAAAUGAGACAGAAUUUUGAUUACCACUGACAUUUAUAGCCAACACCUGCUUGUGUGUAAAAUAUUUUAAUGUUUGACACUGAGCAUUUACAUUAAUGAUGAUGGAGAACCUGUUCUCUUUUUGUGAUAAAGAAUUUUGCUUGUGCUUCCAUCUUUGAUGUUAUGCCUCUCUAAUUUCUUUUAGCAGUGGUAUGAUUGAGCUUGAAGAAAAAAGUUGCACUUCUUUCUAUGAAAAUUGAGUAAAAAAGUAAGAUUGUGUAAUUUCAGCUCAUAUUUAUCUUUAUUAAUAGAGCAUAAACAGUGAGAGUCCUGCAACUCAAAUGAUACACACAAACUAUUUUUAAACCAAAAGUGCAUACAUUUCAAUGAUUUGUGUGUUUUGAUAUUGCAAAAAUGUACAUUGUGGCGCUGCACUUGUACACUCCACCACAGUAUUUUCCCACAUCUGAUACCAUGUUAUGUGCUGAUGUGCUUUGUAUCUCUCACUGUUAAUAAAUUAAAGAACUUUCUUAUUGGAAGGUCUUACCUGUACCUUUUUUUAUGUUGUCCAGUUUCUCACUAUUACAUGUUUUCCAUUUGUUUCCUUAUGGAUUUUGACAAGAAAUACAAUUUCAGCUGUGAGCUUCUGCAUGUAUCUGAAAAGUUUAUAUUGUUGUACAUCAUUCCAAAUUUUUCCAUUUAUUUAACUAAGAGACAGUGUUUGUACUGAUAACUUACAAAUGAUACCAUUGUUUUAAAAUAAUUCAAUUAUUUUGUUGACAGUAUGAACAAGUAAUUACUUGCUGUGAUUGUAGUGUUGCCAUUAUUAAAGCUCAGUGUCAUUUUUAUGUGUGUGUGUAUGUGUGUGCACUUGGUUUACAUUUCACAAUUUUAUGAAGUCUGCACAAUUCUGUACCCAUACUAGCUAAAGCAAAAUUAUACUAACUUGUUUAAUUGUGACAGUGAUUGGUGGGCAUAUCCUCUUUGAUCUCUGAUGCAUUUAAAAAAAAAUUCUGUUGUAUCAACAGUCUGUUAUAUACAUUUCAUUCCUGGUAAUAUUAUACUGAUCUUGCUUAAAGUAUUUUUUUUUUCUUAAAAUGUAUGUCAGAAUUGUGAACCACCACCAGGCAAUCAGAUUGGUAGUUUUCAGUUUGUAUUCAAGGAAGGUGUGUGUGUGUGUGUGUGUGUGUGUGUGUGUGUGUGUGUGUGUGUGUGUGUGUGUGAGAGAGAGAGAGAGAGAGAGAGAGAGAGAGAGACAGAGAGAGAGAGAGAGAGAGACAGAGAGAGAGAGAGAGAGAGAGAGAGAGAGAGAUGGAUGGGUGGGUCACAUGUCAAUGCUUGUGACGUCUACCAUUUACGUAAUGCUUUAUAUAUAACAAUUUUUAUGCAGUUGGCAAUAAGCAAGUUAAAUUGCCUCUGUGCUGGAUUCAUAAGUAACUGACAGCAUUUUUGUGAUUAAUCACUGAUGAAAGUACAAACAUAGAUAUAUGAUUACAAAGAGAUUUUUCUGUCAGCUUGCACAAUGAUGCUGAAAGGCAGGUGCAUAUGAAUGGCUAUUUAUUCUUAUCUGAUGUUAUCGUACCUUGCUAAAGAAAUCUUGAUCAUUUUCUUACUUUAGAGGAUCUGACUUUUUUUUUUUCAGUGAUUGUGUAUUGUGUAUUCACCUGAGUUUUGAGAGCAAGUAGAGGAAUCAGCAAAUCAAAAAAGCUCUCUGUCAUACUUGUGGAAUUCUUCUUUUUGUGUUUUUUUUGUUUGGCUUAGUGGAGUAAUGGAAUUACUGUCAUUAUCAAAUGACUACUGAUUAAUAAUGAGCUCUGUAUAAGCACCGUGAUAAUUUUUUUAUUAAUAUUGAAACUCAUUAUUAAUUAGCUGUCAUCUGAAGGCAGCCAGUCUCAUUGCUGAAAAAUCGACCUUACGCUGCUGAACACCAGAGCAGAAUACAAAUGCUGUGAGGAGAGAAAAGUCUUUAUUAGAUCUGCUAAUUUCUCUCUGUUAUGGUGUUACACAGGAAAGAAAUGUGUGUAUGGAAAUUGCUGAUGUGAUAAUUUGUCACAGAGCAGAACCUUGUCAAAAGCAGCCAAUGAAAAGUUGGUUAGAAAGAUAUUUUCUUCAAAUGAUUAUUGUUGCAUGGGCAUUGUUUUAUUGCCUGUUAGUACAGGGUCACAUCUUUGCCUGGGACUGGUUAUUAGCAGAAGAAGCUUUGAGUGUCUCAAGUCAUUGUAAAUCUAUUGAUUGUAUCAAGUCAGGUGUCUUUACCAAAUGAGAUUAGAUGAAAGUGGACCACAUGAAAGAAUGGACAGAGUUGGUCUCUUUAUUAUGACCAUUCACUCGAAGUACAAAUAUUGUCAAAUUUUAUUAUGUGUUUAUGAAUGAAAUUGUAGUGUUUCGUAAGUGGCUUUUAAAUGUCAUUCAUAGCAUUACGUGAAAUUAUGCAGUGACGGCAUCAUUCCUAAUUCAGUUUUGAGUCUGUGUAAACAAUUCAUAAGAGUUCAUAAGAGGGAUGAAACUGAUAAAAAACAAAAAUUUUAAUAAAGUAGUAUUAAUCACCAGUAUA